Pleurotus ostreatus (oyster mushroom) is the source of this 234-nucleotide messenger RNA. RefSeq lists its product as uncharacterized. The transcript has 3 exons. Bases 1 to 234 code for a protein of 77 amino acids. The record is from RefSeq and is a predicted model, not a curated record. NCBI's taxonomy places the organism in Eukaryota, Fungi, Basidiomycota, Agaricomycetes, Agaricales, Pleurotaceae.
AUGCCCGAUAAUUCUAAUAAACGUGCCAUUCAUAAUUAUUUCCAAGCCAAGAAACAGACAAUCACCUACCAGACUGAGGCUACCGGCCCGCAACACGAGCCAACCUGGAAAUCCAUGCCAUACGUGAACGGGGUGGCCUUAUUAGAUCAAGCUGUGACAGGCAAAAGGCUGAAAGACGCAGAGGAAGAAGCAGCGAAACAGUUGUGUAUCAAGUACGGUAUCCCCGUAGUCUGA